UUAUUAUCAGAAGAUCUUCUCGUAUAAUAAACAAUUAACAUUUUUCAAUGUAAUAAUAAUGAUUAUUUUAUGGAGCACAUAAAAUUCUGAGAAAAAUUGUCUACCGUUCACGGUAUCAUGUGGUUAGCUGAUAUAAAUAAACAAGUUUACCAUGUGAGAACGGCAGGAGAGGUUAGGAUGUCAAAUAAAACAGUCCAUCUACCGCAACAAAGGUUAUGGUUCUAAUAAUUAUUGAAUUCAACUACAAUUAAAUAAACUCCAAAAUAUUGAAUUUCAGCAUGGAAAUGUAUUAAUAAUAAUUUAUACUUCGAUUGCAUGAAAUUAAUUAUCAUAUGUAUUAAUCAUGUUGCGAAGAAUUAUUCAAAAUAAAAAAACGUUGGACACUAUAUGUUCAAGAUCAAUCAAGAGUUCUGCUGUUUUGCAGGAAGAGCAUAAGGUAAAUCAGAAAUACACUUAUACCUAUGAUAACAAAAAAGAACCUGAUGGUUAUUGGACUUCACCAGUGGAGCCAGAAGAUGCAUAUGACAGAGCAUUCCGAGUGCUGGGUAAGCAAUUCCGAACGAUUAGAAACAACGUAUUUUUUUGGAAACGACCAUAUCGUUCACCGUGGAAAGAAUUGGAAGCCGAUUCAGUAUCAUUUCCUUCUCAUAUUGAUGUGCUUAUUAUUGGAGGUGGUAUAAUGGGCUGUUCUGCAGCAUACUGGCUAAAAAAAGUGGGCGGUGAUAAUUGGAGUGUUGUUGUUGUUGACAGAAAACCUAUGAAUCUAUCAAGGCCAAUGCUUAUCUCUUCUAACAAUUUACGACAGCAAUUUGGUUUAAUCGAAAAUAUAGAAAUGUCACAAUUUGCCGCCGACUUUUUUAAAAAUAUUAAUUAUCAUUUACGUGUCAGAGGACAGCCUCGAAUAGACAUUGGUUAUCGUCCGCAUGGAAAUUUAUUUCUUACUCGUAAUGAAGAGGAAGCUGAAGCGUUAGAAAAGAGUGUACAAAUUAUGAAUAAUGCUGGAACUAAAGUUGCUUUAUUAUCUCAAGAUGUACUAAAGAAAAGAUUUCCAUGGUUAAAUACAGAUGGAAUUGUUCUAGGAACUUUAGGUCUUGAAUUAGAAGGAUCAUUUGAUCCAUGGGCAUUAUUAAAUGCUUAUAAAACAAAAGCUCUUGAUUUAGGUGUUGAAUUUGUAACAGCGGAAUUAAAAGGUUUUAUCAUUAGUUCUACAGAUAAUGAAUUUAUCUCAUCACCAUCAACCUCGACCAUCAAUUUAAACCUAAAUCUUAAUCAUGCUUCUGUCCAAACUGUUUCUGGUGAACGUAAAGUAAUACAGUUUGCUAUGUGUGUGAUAGCUGCAGGGCAUGAGAGCAGUGAUGUUGCUAAACUUAUGAAAAUUGGAAAUACUACGGGAAUUAGAUCUGUUCCAUUACCAAUACAGAAAAGGAAACGAUUUUUAUAUGGGUUCGAAGCUUCAAAUGGACCUGGUCUUAACACUCCAAUGGUUAUGGACACUAGUGGAUGUUACUUCAAAAGAGAAACUCUUUCAAAUCACUACACAGCUGGACGAGUAUUACAAGAUGAAGAUGAAGAAUCGUACGAUGAAAAUCCAGAACCAAAUGAUGACUUUUUCUACAAUAAAAUACAUCCUACACUAGCGCAUCGUGUUCCAGCAUUUAAAGAUAUUAAAUUAAAACAAUCAUGGGCUAGUUUCUAUGAUUACAAUACAUUUGACGGAAAUGGAAUAGUUGGAGUACAUCCGUAUUAUAAUCAUAUUUUUUUUGCAACUGGAUUUGGAGAACACGCACCUCAAAUGUCACCUGCUGUUGGACGAAGUUUAUGUGAAGUCAUGAAAAAUGGAGCUUUCACUUCAAUAAAUCUUAAUAGAUUAUGCUUUGAUAGAUUCAUAACACAGGAAUAUAUGACUGCCGCUGUGCUUUAAUCGAAAAAAAUUAUACUUUUAUUAAUCUCAAGUUUAGAAUAGUUAAUAAAUAACACUUCAUUUAAAUGACACUAAAAAAAGAACGUAGUGAAAUUUUUAUUUAGCUGUAAAUAUUUUCAUUUGAAUUGUUGAGGCGGUGGUCCAAAAAUACUUCCACUUUGUUUACUAGCUGUUCUUGAUGGAGCAAAUCCUAGCAAUUUUUGAAUGUUCUGUAAGAAAAUAUUAUAUGUAUAAUAUUUUACAAAUUUAUUAAUUAAAUAAAUAGUUAAUAAUAAAGAAA
Molecule: messenger RNA, 2201 nt
Organism: Chelonus insularis
Lineage: Eukaryota; Metazoa; Arthropoda; Insecta; Hymenoptera; Braconidae
Product: FAD-dependent oxidoreductase domain-containing protein 1-like
Exons: 5
Coding region: 344-1921 (525 amino acids)
Biological process (GO): mitochondrial respiratory chain complex I assembly
Cellular component (GO): cytoplasm
Molecular function (GO): oxidoreductase activity
Source: RefSeq, a predicted model, not a curated record